AUGAACAUAGAAGUCAGAGUAUUUCUCCCCGGAGUCAAUAAUCUCACCGCCGUUCUCCGCCGCCCAAUAGCGCCGCUGAUUCCGACGCUGAAGUCAGAGUGCGUUUUGCCCCGUCGCCAACAGCGGUCCACUAAGGCAUCUGAGGAAGCUGUUCUCCGUGAUCUUUCCUGGCUUGGUCUAACUUGGGACGAAGGCCCUGAAAUUGAGGGGAGCUUUGGUCCGUACCGUCAAUCAGAAAGAAAUGCUCUGUACAUGGAAUAUGCAGAUAAGCUUUUACAAUCCGGCCAAGUUUAUCGUUGCUUUUGUUCUAGUGAUGAAAUUGAUAAGAUGAAGGAGUUUGCCAAGGUUCAUCAUUUGCCUCCGGUGUACACAGGGAAGUGGGCUAAUGCCACGGAUCAAAAAGUGGAAAAAGAGUUGUCCAAGGGGACUCCCUACACGUAUAGGUUCAGGGUACCCAAAGAAGGAUCUUUGCAGAUCAAUGAUCUUAUCAGGGGUCAAGUUGAGUGGAAAUUUGAUACAUUGGGAGAUUUUGUGAUAAUGAGGAGUAAUGGACAACCAGUUUACAAUUCUGUGUCACCGUUGAUGAUGCUACCAUGGCUGUCUCUCAUGCAAGCUCUGAUUUAUAAGGCUCUGGGUUUCCCAAUGCCUAAGUUUGCACAUGUUUCUUUGAUCCUUGCUCCUGAUAAAAGCAAGCUGUCAAAGCGCCACGGUGCGACUUCAGUGGGGCAGUUCAGGGAGAUGGGAUUUUUGCCUCGGGCAAUGGUGAAUUAUCUUGCAUUAUUAGGUUGGGGAGAUUGCACUACAAAUGAGUUUUUCACUCUUGAGGAACUUGUCGAAAAGUUCAGAAUCGAUCGCGUGAACAAGAGUGGAGCUGUAUUUGAUUACAGUAAGCUCAGUUGGAUGAACGGCCGUUAUUUGAGAUUGCUUCCACCUGCUGAGAUGGUUCAACUUAUUGGUGAUCACUGGAAGAGCAGAGGUUUUGUGACAGGACCGACGGGAUCAUUCAUGGUGGAAGGGAUUUUGCAGCUCCAAAAAGAUGGAAUCGAUUUGUUGGAAGAUGGAGACAAGGCUCUGUUAGACUUGAUUUCCUAUCCUUUACAUGUUACUCUAGCCACUCCUGAGUGCAAACCUGUUAUAGAGGAUGAUAGCCUUUCAGAAGUUGCUGCAACAUUCUUGGCAGCCUAUGAUAAUGGAGAACUUUUUGCUGCAUUGGAAGAAGGCCAAACCGGCUGGCAGAAGUGGGUAAAGAGCUUCGGAGAAACACUGAAUCGCAAGGGGAAAGCGGUCUUCAUGCCUCAGGCUGCUGUUGACAGGCAAGCUCCAUGGUCCUGA
Messenger RNA from Oldenlandia corymbosa var. corymbosa, 1332 nucleotides. Lineage: Eukaryota; Viridiplantae; Streptophyta; Magnoliopsida; Gentianales; Rubiaceae. The record is from the annotation of a GenBank genome assembly.